ACGUCCAAUCGUGACAUUCUUAGCUUCGACAAACGACGGAUAUCUCCUCACAGACGUCUACGUAUCUUCUCUUGAACUUCUAAGGGACCGUUUCGGACCUUGCUCUCGGCCUGGCCGACUUCACCACGACUCACUUCCUGGGAUUCGAUACAUUAGCCACACCUCGCAGUGCAUCGCCCGAGGACACGCAAAGGUAGUAUAUCUGCAAUCAUCAAAAACACUCAACGUCCGCAAUCAACCCAAUCAUCGCCCACUCCAACAUCCACCAUCAUGAAAACCACCGAACACCCCCUCUCACCACCCCCGCUCGCCGAGCUCAUCAAAGUCCUUACGCCCGCUCUUGAAGCAAACUACACCCAUUCCGCCAUCAGCGUCGUCCAAUGUCCCGACCUCCGCGCCGCGCCCUUCCAUCUCGCCGCCCAAGGCAUCAGCGGGAGAGAAUGCAUUGCCGAUAUCGGGGGCCAACCCAACCUCUUCCCCGAACCGCGCCUCGCCGAGACCAAGUACUCCAUGCUCACAUGCGCGCGCCACAUGGGCAUGUCGGCCAAACAGGGUAUGCUGAUUGGAGCUGGUGCUGGCCCGUGGUAUCAAAUUGGUGUCAACUCGGAACUGGCGCCGAAUUUUGGGUGGGAGGGAACGUACGACGAUGUAACGAACCUGACUCACUACACGAAAGUUGAUGGCAGUAGUGGGGCCGCGGUGUGUGAGCGGAGUCCGAGCACGGAUUGUGCGCUUAUGAUGAAUUUGUAUGGAUCUGCGGGACUACCUGGCGAUGUUCUGAAAAUCACUGUGAAGGGACGUAAGGGCAAGGGAAAGAGCUUUACGGAAAGCAUUCGAAGGGCUUUGACGGAGGAGUAUGGCGAGAGGCCGGUGAGUUUGGGGGGCGUCUUCGUGAUCAAGGCUGGAAAGACGAAUUACCACGUGAUGCCUGAUUUUCCUAAGAAGCCGGAGGGCCAGCAGUAUACAUUUACCGACGCCAAACAACUCAACGACUGGCUGACAUACCACAACUUCGACUCGACUGGCUCCGCUCCGAUAGUCUGCCUCACAGUCUUCCACUCCGCCGACCCGGACAAGAAAAUGGGCUUGAGAAUGGAGCACACGCACUGCUUCACCACCGACGGGAGCAAUCGUGGCGGACAUUACCAUUACGAUCUGGAAGGAGAGGAAGUGGAGUACGAGGCUUAUUUGAAUACUGCCAAAGUGAUCUAUCGCAUAGAUAAACCGGAGGUGACACUGGAGAGGGAUUUGCACGACUAAAUACUCUUGUACAGUGAAUGUGAAGGAAAGGCAAUAUCUACUCUCAAUCUGGGUUUAUCAAUCUAGCUACCGUCGAGCUCAACGAAGGUGUCGAAACUAGAUCAGACAUAGCUCUCGUAGUAAGGCGCAGGUCCAUCGCUAGAGUGAUGGCGGUGGGAAGCAGCCGGCUUGGCAUGGGAAUGAGCAUGCUGGCGGGAAGCAGAAUGAUGACGAUGCCCGUCCGUACCAAUGUGCGUCGGCACAGUCGUAGUUGCCGUCCUGUACCCGUCGGGCGAACGAUGCUUGUCGGCGCCGUGGUGGUGUUUCUUUUCGCUGCUGUGGGCGUACGAGGGGUUCACUUUGGUCGCAGACGAG
Messenger RNA from Neohortaea acidophila, 1614 nucleotides. RefSeq lists its product as uncharacterized. NCBI's taxonomy places the organism in Eukaryota, Fungi, Ascomycota, Dothideomycetes, Mycosphaerellales, Teratosphaeriaceae. Gene Ontology annotation, cellular component: nucleus. The coding region runs from base 271 to 1260 and encodes 329 amino acids. Gene Ontology annotation, molecular function: hydrolase activity, acting on ester bonds; zinc ion binding. The transcript has 2 exons. The record is from RefSeq and is a predicted model, not a curated record.